Molecule: messenger RNA, 714 nt
Organism: Venturia canescens
Lineage: Eukaryota; Metazoa; Arthropoda; Insecta; Hymenoptera; Ichneumonidae
Gene: DENR
Product: density-regulated protein
Exons: 5
Coding region: 59-607 (182 amino acids)
Biological process (GO): translation reinitiation; formation of translation preinitiation complex
Molecular function (GO): translation initiation factor activity; mRNA binding
Source: RefSeq, a predicted model, not a curated record
CCGGUUGAGUUUUGUGUCUUGUGUCAUUGCUCGUCGACGACGUUGAAGUGUUCGUACAAUGUCAGAAGAAAUACAAGCAGAUCUUCGAGUCGGACCGGAUCCGAAUAUUACGUAUCCAAUCCAAGUCCAUUAUUGCGGAAAUUGUUCGCUUCCAAUCGAAUACUGCGAAUAUUAUCCUGAAUAUGAGAAAUGUAAGCAGUGGCUGGAGAGGAAUCUUCCGACGGAAUUUGAGAAAGUCAAAUUAGAGGAUGGAGCAACGGAAGUAGGUGGCGGAGAGGAUGAAAAAAAAAGGCAGAAGCGAGGUGGAAAGGGUAUGCUGAAAACAAAGAAGAAAGAAGAUGUACCUAAACUAGUCACUGUAUCACGAGCUCCAAGAGGGAAAAAGAAGUCUGUAACGGUUGUAACAGGACUCAGUACUUUCGACAUUGAUCUUAAGGUCGCAGCAAAAUUCUUUGGUAGUAAGUUUGCCUGUGGCUCAAGCGUAACCGGCGACGAUGAAAUUGUUAUCCAGGGUGAUGUUAAGGAUGACCUUUUUGAUGUUAUUCCAGACAAAUGGCCACAAAUCGACGAAGAUUCGAUAGACGAUCUGGGUGAUCAGAAGAGAUAGGAAAAAUGGAAUAGCGAUUCUGCUUGCACAAUAUUUAUCACUACAAUAUCAUUGAUAAUCCUAUAUACAUGAAGAUAAUGAUGUAAAUAAAAAGGAAUAAUCAUCGA